Molecule: messenger RNA, 1793 nt
Organism: Oncorhynchus tshawytscha (Chinook salmon)
Lineage: Eukaryota; Metazoa; Chordata; Actinopteri; Salmoniformes; Salmonidae
Gene: yeats4
Product: YEATS domain containing 4
Exons: 7
Coding region: 206-886 (226 amino acids)
Biological process (GO): regulation of DNA-templated transcription
Source: RefSeq, a predicted model, not a curated record
AGCUCCCGUGUUCACAUCGGACCACGAACAAUGUAACGUACUUCCGGUGCUUGUUUGGCUGGCAAUUUGAAAUGUGUACAAUGUAAAAUCGUGUUGUUUUCGUAGAUUUAAUGGCAAUCUUAUUAAAUGACACGUUCCAAAUCACUACUGCAACAGUCCUAUAGUGACAUAUACCAGUUUAACGCCACUUUCUAGUCUCUAUACUAUGUUGAAAAGGAUGGCUGAAUUUGGACCAGAUUCCGGGGGUAGAGUGAAGGGUGUUACGAUCGUCAAACCCAUCGUAUUCGGAAACGUUGCUCGGUAUUUUGGAAAGAAGCGAGAGGAGGAUGGACACACUCACCAAUGGUCUGUGUACGUGAAACCAUACAGAAACGAGGAUAUGUCUGCAUAUGUGAAGAAAAUACAGUUCAAGCUACAUGAAAGUUAUGUGAAUCCACUCAGAGUCGUGACGAAGCCUCCGUACGAGAUCACAGAGACGGGCUGGGGAGAGUUUGAGAUCAUCAUCAAGAUAUUUUUCAUCGACCCCAAUGAGAGGCCGGUGACUCUCUACCACCUACUGAAGCUCUUCCAGUCUGACUCCAGUGCCAUGCCCAAGAAGACAGUGGUCUCUGAAUUCUAUGAUGAAAUGAUCUUCCAGGACCCCACAGCCAUGAUGCAACAGCUCCUUAGCACCUCUAGACAACUGACCCUGGGGGCCUAUAAGCACGAGACUGAGUUUGCGGAGCUGGAGCUGCGGACGCGGGAGAAGCUGGAAGCAGCGAAGAAGAAGACCAGUCAGGAGAUCACAGACCUGAAGGAUAGACUGAAGGCCAGCAGAGAGACCAUCAACUUCCUGAAGGGAGAGAUACGCAAGCUGGAGGAGGAGGACCAGAUCAAAGACCACUGAUACACACACACACUGGGUGAAUCUCAAUUGUAUUAUCUUGAUUCCUCAUACCUUCUCUCCUUGCAUCCUUCUCAAAACUCAUUGGAACACAAGAUAUGAGGUUCCUUGUCUUGGAUCUUCUCUUCCUAUGUGUUUUGAGAAGGAGAUGAGAGAGGACGCAAUGAAUCAUGGAUAUACAAUUGAGACACACCCUAAAUUCCAAAUCAACCUAUAGGCCAUCUUCCCGAGGCACCCCUGUAGAUCUGAAGGGUUUGGAUAGGUGGAUGCAAUAUGGUGCUUGUGACUCACCUUGUCUUCUGAUUUCUGAUAGGCUGGAUGGAGUUUACGCCUUCCACCUAUCCAACCCCUUCAGAGCAAAGGGAGGUGCCAGGGAGGAGGGGCUAGGGAUGGAUUUGGAAAUUGCCCUAGUCUGGAAUCCACACAGAAUAUCACUCCAUUUUACGAUUGUUUAAUUCCAUAAUAUAAUAUCUGUCAUUUCUCAGAUGCUUUCUGAGUGACUUAGUCAUGCUUGUGUAUGACUCCAAAGUGACUUAGUCAUGUGUGUGUAUGACUCCACAGUGACUUAGUCAUGCGUGCGUAUAUAUUCGUCGUACGGGUGGGUCCCUGGAAUGGACUCCACUAUCCUGGCCGUACUGUCACCAUGCUCAUCCUGCCAGUACUGUCACCAUGCUCAUCCUGCCAGUACUGUCACCAUGCUCAUCCUGCCAGUACUGUCACCAUGCUCAUCCUGCCAGUACUGUCACCAUGCUCAUCCUGGCCGUACUGUCACCAUGCUCAUCCUGCCAGUACUGUCACCAUGCUCAUCCUGGCCGUACUGUCACCAUGCUCAUCCUGCCAGUACUGUCACCAUGCUCAUCCUGCCAGUACUGUCACCAUGCUCAUCCUGCCAGUACUGUCACCAUGCCAG